AUGGACAUACAGGGAUGGCUCCAGGAUACGGCAGAUAGGGCACCUCCUGACGAAGGAGACGACCAGCGCGUCCCGGACGAAGCGCGACAAGAUCAGGCUUUGGAGACUUCCAGGCGCCACUACCGCCGCAAAAGGCAAAGAGCUUCCAGCGACAGCUCACUCAUUGCACCACGGCACCCCAGGCAUCGGCAAGUGCCUGUAGCCUUGCCCGCCCCAUCUCCCGAUCGCGCGCCUCUUGCAGAUGAUGCUGCAUCCGAUUCCCAGUCACGCAGCUCGCGGAGGUUAGGAGGUCUUCUACCUGGGCGCGAUAAGGACCCUCUACUGCAGUAUGAGAGGCGCCCAAGGCACAAGACGAAGGCAGAUCGCUACGAGCCCAAACGCAGGAAACACAAGAGCGAUCGAGACGUGCAGCAUGACAGCAAGACUCGGCGGCGCAAGUCCAAUCUCACGCAUGAUGGAAGUCACACAACAGGCCUCGUGCAGAGUUUCCACCUGAAGAACGGGCCCAAUAACAAUCGCCUUACUUUGAAGCCUGACCACAACGCUGGGCUGUUCAAGCAUGGCCGAGCAUCUGCGCAGAUGCAAGGCAGGGGGACAGGAUUGCCAGACCUAGUGUUCAAUGAGAUGAAGUUUCUGGAGAAGCCAAGCGAGCAUCAAGAUCAGUUGCCUGCGGCAGCACCGCCCCAGCAGUCCAAGAAAGAGGAUCGGAAGAGAGCAAAGAACGACGAAAUUUCAGCCUAUUUCUCUGCGCCUAGGGGUGGCAAUCAUGAGGGCAUCCACGUCGGCAAUGGCACUGGCAACGAACAGAGGAGGCGCGCAUCCGCCCCAGACCACGGCCCUGAUCAAAGCGAUGCAGCUCGCCGCGAGGCACGACCGCGUCCCUCCAGCAUCGUUGAUCUUCCUGAGAAGCCUUUCCUAGGUUUUGGUAGCAGAGCUACCCAGCUGGGGAGCAAAGAGUUGCGUUUGGACAUGACAACAUGCCUCUCGUGGUCAGAAUCACCACCUCGCCCAGCGCGAUUAGAACAAGCAAAUACAGCGCGCUGUCCUGAAGAACGACUCCAGACCGUCGGGAAUACCUCUGCGCGACACCACUCGUCAGCUGCGCGUCCAUCAGUUGAGCAACGCGCCCUUGAGGGCCACUUGAGAGACGGGUCUGAUCACGCUCAGAGUGCCCGAAAACGCAGUCGGCAGAACACAGAGGCCCAAUGGCAGCAGUCGCAACGCACAGGGGGCGAGGCUAGAGUAGAAGUCCUUCGACCGCCAACGCCACGCAAGCGCGGUCAGCCACCUGCCGAGACUUCACCAACUAGGACGACAUUGCAGUCCCCCCCUCAUGGACCGCCUGUUCAACAAGAAAUCAGGCAGGAUGCACGGAGCUGGGAGAACCCAAGCGGGUACCACACAUCCGACAUCCUCAAGAUCAACGAAGACGUUCGGCAGCCUGUUCGCUCUAGCGGACCCGAUCAGAAGCGCAAGGACAGUCACCGGCACAGCAAUAAGGAGAACCAUGACCCUGGCACCCAUGAUGACCCGGACUCCUCCUUUUCGAUUGAUCAAGCACUGCAACACGUUCGAGAAGCUAUAUCGAUGCCGCCGGUGGAACCGCCGCCUCCUCAAAUAGCUCCCGAGGUCCAUUCUGUUCGUCCAGUACACAACAGCCAUAUCGAGGGACCGAGAAAUGCACAUGGACUGCAACAAAGAGCAGCCCCGGACGCAACUCGGCCAGCUUCGUAUCUAUCACAAGACGGCUACAUGCCACGACGAUCUUCCCUGCCGCGGCAGCGUUUUGAACAGUCGCCGGCCCUUUCUUCGAGCAAGGAGGCAGCGACCACACUUCACCGAAGAGCCACCCAGCCGUACGUUACGCAAGACAGGACUGUUCGCCAGCCUUCACGAUCACUCCAAGACGAAGAAAUGCUCGACAACGAUCUCUGUUAUGCUCCAUCAUCGAUAAUAAGGCCCCUGGUCUAUGCUACAGAGCGACAGGUCCAUAAUCUGGCACGUAUGCCGACACCAAAUCUCGUCUCAAGUCUGUUUGAAACGCAGGCGGGAAGGGAGGAGUGGGAGCCGGAGGUGGCAACCACGCAUUGGUUGACGUCAGAGCACGAUUGGAGCGAACAGUUGAACCCACACGCACCGUUCAGCAGACAUGAUCUGCUUGGUGGGAGCAUGACGGAGAAGCCACAGGCUUUGGUGAACGAUGGGAUCACUGGGUUUUGGAAGCCGAACAAGCUGUACUGA
Messenger RNA from Saxophila tyrrhenica, 2241 nucleotides. RefSeq lists its product as uncharacterized. The record is from RefSeq and is a predicted model, not a curated record. The coding region runs from base 1 to 2241 and encodes 746 amino acids. NCBI's taxonomy places the organism in Eukaryota, Fungi, Ascomycota, Dothideomycetes, Mycosphaerellales, Extremaceae. The transcript is spliced from 3 exons.